AUGGACCGCGCCUCCUGUCACAUUAUCUAUGUCAAUCGCAAUGUGAGCGAAGAUGGUUUGAUUCGUCGUACUUCUGGCAUUGCCGCAUCCGAUUGGGCAACGGAUGAGGCUCGUCAGGUUGUACAGCCUUUAUUAGAUGCCUUUGGUGAUGUUCACGUUUGCGCAACUGGAGGCGGCUGUCUGACGAAAUUGUUCGAAUUGCAGGAGGGUUCCAUGCUUGAUUUGAAGCCAACUCUGGUGCUUCUUGAUACACCAAACGAUGACCCGAUUCCUGACAGGAGAAGACCGUCAUCACCAUCUCCUUCUUGCAAUUCUUCCUCAGAGAAUGUGGACAUUCAUACCCCCGAUGAGGACCUAUACGGCCUGGGUCUGCUGCAGAAGAUCAUCACCGAAGCGCAUCUGCGUGGCAUGUCUAAACUCGUUGUGCCUAUUCCGGUAAUCAGUAAUUCCGAUCCAGAACAAACCUAUACCAAUGGACAAAUGACCGAUGGCACCGUUGAGCAAAAGAGUUUGCCAUUGGCACCGUUGGAUACCAACCGUCAGCUCAUAAGAAGAUGCCUGGAUCUGGGGGCAGUCGACGUCAUCAUCUGCCCAAUGAGCACCAAAUGCAUUACGAGUCUGGAAAUUUGCGCUUAUCGAGCCCACAGAGACGCAGCCAAGGAACAAUCAACCCUGUUAGAAAUUAGGCAAGGGCGGAAGCGGUCAUGGGUUGGUGUCAACGAGGAGAAGCCAUUCGCAUAUCUUCGCGAGGCGAUGGUUUCGGGACUCAUGAAGGGGAUUUGCCGCUUAGGCACCAGCGACGACCAAAUCAACAACGCUCAUGUGGCUGUUUCCUCGGAACGGCAAUCUGCCAUUGCUGAAGCGAUCGGAACCUGGCGGUUCUGUGCUCAUUCGUUCACUGAUGAUGAGCUACUAGUUGCGGCGAUGGACAUGUUUAGACACGCCUUGGCAAUGCCCGAACUUGAGCGAUGGCGGAUACAUGCAGACCAACUAAUCAGCUUCCUUGUUGCUUGUCGUGCUGCAUACAACAGUUUUGUCCCGUAUCACAAUUUCCGACAUGUGGUGGACGUGUUGCAAGCUACAUUCAAUUUCCUGGUGCACAUUGGUGCUCUUGCGCCAUAUCCCUCGGGUAGCGAACCCCGAUCGAUGCCAGAAAAAUCACCAAUGGCUUCUCUCAUCACACCCUUCGAAGCGUUGACACUCCUCAUCACUGCCAUUGGUCAUGACGUGGGGCAUCCUGGUGUAAACAACGGUUUCCUUGUGACGCUUAAUGCCCCCUUGGCCCAGUUGUACAACGACCGAUCCGUUCUGGAGUCGUUUCAUUGCGCAGCCUACUCACAGAUCCUCCGCCGAUACUGGCCGUCCGCCUUUGAGGACACGAAGAUGCGGAACCUUAUGAUCAGUUCCAUCUUGGCUACGGAUAUGGGCUUGCAUUUUGAUUACAUGAAGAAGCUCGGGGAUGUUCAAGAGCGGCUCCAAGUGAAUAACACUACUGAUGGUUGGAAUGGGCGACAGAUCGAAGAGAACAAGUCGUUGGCUUGCUCGCUUCUCAUCAAAUGCGCUGACAUCAGUAACGUGGCAAGGAAUCAUGAAAUAGCCUUGCAAUGGACAUACAUUUUGUCAGAGGAAUUCUCUCGACAAGCUUCCAUGGAAAGUGAGCUCAGUAUCCAAUCGUCGCUUAUGACGCCACCCAAGCAGGAUAUGGCUUCACUGGCUAAAGGCCAACUCGGCUUUAUGAACUUGUUUGCCACUCCGUUAUUUCAGGGCGUUGCCGACAUCAUGCCUGCUAUGCAAUACACCGUGGAUGAGCUUGAAAUGAAUAAGAGCCUCUUCGAGCUUAAGCUCCAACAAGAGAAAGAAAAGCAGCCGUUAGACGAUCCAGUCCGAAGGCGUCUUCUUAAGGAGGGUACGUUCUCGCCAAGGACUAUGAGCUUCGCGGUACCCCAAGAGGAGGAUAAAGAGGAGAGGAAGGAUAUGGCGCCGCUAUUUGAAGCACUAGAUCGGGCAUCGGACACGACGCCCGUUGGUAAUGGUGAGCUUCCAAUGCCGCGUGCGGAAAGAGAAGAUCUAUCGCCGGCCGAUAGUCAGAGGACGAUGGGGCCGUCAUCUGCAAAUGGGACAGCUACGGAAUCUAAGGGGUCUGAUGGGUCAGCAUCAACAUUCGACGCGGUUAGAGAGCUUGCGAACAGUGACCCGUUCCAGACGCAGACCAGAAGGGACUCGGCAAAACAACGAUCGAGCGAGACGACUGACGGAAGUGUAUCCGGUGCUUGCUCGGGUGAUUGGGUCUCACAAGCGACAAGUGCCACAACAGGCAAGAUGCCAAUGUCGCCGAGUACACGAGGUACGAGUAUUGUGAGCAGGGACUCGACCGAACAUGCAACUGGAAUUCCCAAGAUCAAUGUCGACACAGCAAGUCUGAAGGAAAGUUCAGGGACACUUCGCCAUGAUUAUUCGCCUAUCGACGACGAGACGAGAUCAGACGCUAGCACAACGGGCGGAAGCAUUGGCAAAGCCGAAGGCAAAUCAUUACGGAAGAAGCCGAGCAGGUUCAGGAUAAAGGACUUUCCUUUCUUCAGGAAGCACAAGGGCGCGAAUUCACCGUCUACUGCAGAUAUGACUGGAUGA
Messenger RNA from Fusarium coffeatum, 2628 nucleotides. RefSeq lists its product as uncharacterized. Gene Ontology annotation, biological process: signal transduction. NCBI's taxonomy places the organism in Eukaryota, Fungi, Ascomycota, Sordariomycetes, Hypocreales, Nectriaceae. The transcript is spliced from 4 exons. Bases 1 to 2628 code for a protein of 875 amino acids. Gene Ontology annotation, molecular function: 3',5'-cyclic-nucleotide phosphodiesterase activity. The record is from RefSeq and is a predicted model, not a curated record.